Molecule: messenger RNA, 3558 nt
Organism: Protopterus annectens (West African lungfish)
Lineage: Eukaryota; Metazoa; Chordata; Ceratodontiformes; Protopteridae
Product: coiled-coil domain-containing protein 3-like
Exons: 3
Coding region: 926-1771 (281 amino acids)
Biological process (GO): negative regulation of gene expression
Cellular component (GO): extracellular region
Source: RefSeq, a predicted model, not a curated record
AAUACAAAAGUAGCUAGAAGAAACCAAAGACACAGACAAAGGAAAAUGUAAAAGUCAGAAACUUUGCUUCUAGCCCGCGAAUGAUCAAACAAAGCAUACAGACAAGGGAAGAUCGGUAUCACAGUCCAGUGUAGGUAAUACCAGAAGCCGUAGAGCAGUGGCACAGCAGGGCAGCAGAAGUGUCAGAGCAUUGGAGUGGCGACGGAGAUCCCGGGCGCCCCCCUGCAGGCAGCGGUGGACAGGUGUGAGAUGUAGGUAGAGCAACAGACUCGUGGGAUGACCAGGUAUAACAGUUCCAGGGCACGGUUGCCUGCAGCUGAAUGAAGUAGUGCACAGUGCAUAUUGGUUACCUUAUUAAUUGAAGGCAACCAGGAGUCCAGUCAGUUUGCCAAAACCAAACCUUAGUUGCAGCCAGUGCACCCACCCCCAUCAGCACGGAAUAUCCCACCAGAAACACAUCGCUUUAAGGGGCCCUAUUUUGCUGCCUAAUGCCAGGCAAAAUCCAGCACUGCUCUAAAUGCGAAUCAAUUCGGAAUUAUUUUAAGUGGCUGCAGUCUUUUUUUUAAUUAAAGACAACAAAUACUUGCAGAAGUCCAUGAGCUGAGCGACUACUAAUGACAGCAAAGGAAAACGGCACCGUCUUUGUCUUUAGCAUCUUACGAUUGUAGAGAAAGGGAGGUGUCAAAACCAUCAUCACCACUACUUUUAUAUUUCUUAAAGACUAAAAGGUGUUUGCGUGACAAAUCAAACACAAACGAUCAGCAUUCAGAAGUGCCAAACAAUCUUUGGGUUCCAAAAAUCUGUUUACUGUUCAUUACAAGCUGAACUAAGUACCGAGAAAACGAAGGAUUUAAUUACUGUUUUUUAAGAGUUGCACUAAACAUUUUAAAUUUCGUCAAUUUCUCUGCCUGGAACAAGUUACAGUAUGUAUAUGUUCUCAUUCCUGUUUCUCUCCUCCCUGGUCUCAAACCUGAGUCAGGUGCACUGCUGCCAGUUGCCCCAUGACUGGAGACCCCAAAGUGAGAGCUGUAGAGCUGAGCUGGCUGAGAUAAUUGUCUUUGCCAAAGUGCUUGCCCUACACAAAGAUACAUACAGUGUCUACAACUACCUACCUUGGCAACAUCACCCUGGGGGAGACCUUUUCUACUCAGCUGAGAUUGAAAUGCUCUGUGACCAAGCAUGGGGUAGUAUGCUGGAGUUGCCCACAGGUUCAAGAUUUAAUGUUUCUGGCCUUGGCUACUUCCCCUGCUAUUCCUACAGUGUCGUUGAAAAUAACAACUACUUCUUUUUCUUAAGGAUGGAUGAAAAUUAUAACAUUCUCCCUCAUGGCAUCAACUUCCAGGAUCCAAUCUUCCCAGACACUCCAGAAAACUGGCGCAUGUUCUCAAGUCUCUUCCAGUUUUCCAACUGUUCAUCUGACACCUUGAUACAUACCUACACUCCUGAGUGGGAGGCACAGGAAGACACCAGGCUCAUGUGUUCUGCGGUACAAAAGGCUCUGCUGGAAGAGGAAGACCAUGUGAAAAAACUCAGCCAGCAAGUACGCACCUUGGAAAAGGCUAACCACCACCUGCGGGAAAAAGUCAAAGCUCUGAAACGAUCGAUACAGCAAGUGAAAAAGGAAAGUGCACAUGAAGCAGCUCUUCUCAGACAGCAACUAGAGAGAGAGAAAAGUUCCCCCCAAAAGCCAGGAAGACCCAAGCCAGGUGUACAAAACAAGGUUGUCCUGAAGAAACCUCAAGAGACUGCUGUUGGUAAUAAACUGACUUAAAACUAUUAAUGACAGAAAUGACAACAGACAAUGAAAACAAACAGUGCAAUCAAUAGACUGUGACACAAUCGCAUAUGUAUGUAACUCACAGUCUCUGCCGUAGGUCGGCUAAAUGGUGCCUCCAGGGUUUAAAUAUUGACCGCAGUCUCCUGCUACUUAUUUCACAUUUGUCUGCUUAAAAAUUACUUUCAGAAUAUGCAUGGCUGUAUCUAUUACUAUGGCAUAAAAUUACUUGCAUGGAAUUUUAACAGAAACACUGAGAGCCAGCCUCAUUUCAGGAGAACUACACCCCAGUUCAGAAAAACUGCAUUUGGCUAUCUUGCCUUCUGUCCUGUUUCCAUGCACCUUUCUUGUUUUAGAUAUGUAUCCUCACAUACUCCCAGAAUAUAUACAUGUUUGUUAUAUACUCAGGCUGUACCUGCAAUUGGUCUGUUUUGGUCAGUAUUAGCAAAGAAACAUAUUGUUGAUUUACAUUGCAUUAUUUCCAACAGAUGGGAUACAUGAUCGCUCAGACUGUAUUGUAUCUCAUUUUCAGUAAAGUAAAGAACAUGUGCUCAUUUACAGGUACAGCCUGGGAGCACAGGGCAAUGUCAGUGAGUCAUAUACUACAAUAUAAUAAUGUAUGUAUCAGAAACAAAUCAGAAUACAUUAGCCUCACUUCAACAGAUAGGCCACAUCACAUUCUCUAGCUCCUAAUGUUACAGCGAAAAUAGUUAUAUGCUAUGUUUAUUAGCUGUCCAGAAGAAAUCACAAUUUAGCAGUUGGUCUUGUGAUGUGUUCAGUAUCCUGCUUUUCAGAUGAACCCAGAGUGGCUUUGGUAUUAGAUUUCACCUGCUGAGAAAAUACCCCCCCCCUCCCCAUUGCCAUCCUGUAUGUCAUACCUUUGUUGCCUGCCUGAAUUUCAAAACCCCAAAACAUAAAACUGUGAAUGCAGAGGAGUGUAAAUACAGAACUACAAAAUGGAAAUUUUUGAAUAACCCUGAAUAUGAGAAAUAACUUUUCCCAGGUAAAAAUAUGAAAUAAGAACACAGAGAUUAUAUUAUGCAAGGGGGGUGGCAAUCCCAUUGAUGGGGAUUAUGCUCUCAAACCUCCCUUGCCUUUUUAUUUCUCCAUGAAAUAUCACUGUUUAGAGGAAAGGAAAGGGAAUACAAGUUUUUUUUUUUUUUACAAUGAAAUGCAAUGUUUUCCAAAUGUCGUGUAACCCUGGAGUGGGAGCAAAUUAGCAGUGAGAUGUAAGGGGUAUGGAUUUGCAUACAGGGAGGAGAGAGUAGCUCGGCCUCUUCAGAAAUUACCCUCUGUUGCAGUCUUUUCCCCCUACUUUGUUCAGUUAUGCAGAUUUAAUGUACACCCGACAUAUAGGUUUGAUGAUGCCCAGCUGAGAGACAGGGUCAUUAAGGAUUUUUAUAAUACUGGCUUUUCUGCGGUUAGCCUUCUGUAUUCAUUAUUUUUUGGUUCAUGGUUUUAAAGGUGAGGCUUACGAAGCAGAACCACAUUUGCUUAAUGGGAUAUUUUAAGAAGCUGUCUGUGAACACAGUAGAAAUUUGAUGAUAAAUAACUGAGAAAGUGACUCAGCUUAAAACAGGUUUGAAAUGACUAUUGUUAAUUCUACAGAAGAUCAGGUGCUCUGAAGAAUGACCAUAAUAUUGUCACACUUGAUGGCUCAGGGUGUUGUUGCCAAGUUUAACAACUGACAUUCAAUGGCUUUAGGCAAAGUGUUUGUAAUAGGAUACCACUGGUUCAGUGCAGUUCAGAAAAAAAAGACCGCAGUUCACUACAGUUUAACUCAA